This is a messenger RNA of Drosophila novamexicana, 444 nucleotides long. It is a transcript of the gene cer, whose product is annotated as protein CTLA-2-beta. NCBI's taxonomy places the organism in Eukaryota, Metazoa, Arthropoda, Insecta, Diptera, Drosophilidae. Bases 79 to 315 code for a protein of 78 amino acids. The transcript is spliced from 2 exons. The record is from RefSeq and is a predicted model, not a curated record.
AAAUUGAAUGUAUCAUCAAAAUUAAACUGUAUUGCAUCGUCAUACGACCAGUAUACCCUUAAAAUCAAAGCUGCAAACAUGUCGCUAGUAACUGACGAGGAGUGGGCCCAGUUCAAGGCUACCCACAAAAAGAAUUACGACGGAGAUGAAGAGCAAAUGCGUCGAUCCCUUUACGAAAAAGCUAAAGCAAAAGUAGAAGAACACAACAAGAAAUUUGAAAGCGGCGAGGUAACAUGGAAAAUGGGCAUUAACAACAUGUCGGACUUUACUCCGGAUGAGUACGCAAAUAGGUGUGGCUCAAGGCCAUCCAAGUAACUGGAUGCAUUUAAAAAAUCUCAUGAAUCUAACGUUUAAAUGAACAAAAGACAUAUUUUAUAAUCAUGAACUUAUUCUUUUAUGUACAUUUUACUUACCUUAUACAAAAUAAACAGCUGUAAACUGCAA